AUGGGCGAAAUUGUACAACUUGAGAAGGGGUGCAUGGUCGAGAGUUGGAAAAUUGAGGGGAAACUUGGAGAAGGUGCUUUUGGUGCUGUAUACGUUUGCUCCAAGGAUGGAAAAAAAUAUGCUCUUAAGGUGGAAAGUGUUCAUGAGAAGGUUGGAUUUUUAAAAAUGGAACUAACAGUACUGAAUACUUUGAAAGAACAAGAUCGAUUGAGGCAUUUUUGCACCAUUGAAGAUAAAGGACGACAUAAUGAUUUCUUUUAUAUUGUAAUGACUAUGGUUGGCAAAUCCUUGCAGGAACUUCGGCUUGAGACGCAAAGUAAGAAAUUCUCCCUCGGCACAGCCAUUAGCGUCGGUAUCAAAUGCCUGGAAGCACUGGAGGAUUUGCAUAACAUUGGUUAUCUGCAUCGGGAUGUCAAGCCAGGCAAUUUUGCCAUCGGAAGACCGGAAGCGAAUGAACUACGCAAUGUGUAUGUUCUCGAUUUCGGUAUGGCUCGGUUGUAUAUCCAUGCAGAUGGCACAAUGCGUAAUCCUCGUGCAUUGACUGGAUUCCGUGGCACUGUAAAAUAUGCUCCUUUAUCGGCUCAUAUUUUACGUGAAUUAUGUCGCAAAGAUGACGUGGAAUCCUGGCUAUACAUGGUUGUGGAACUAACGAAUGGAAAACUUCCAUGGAGGAACAUGACGGAAAUCAACGCCAUCGGUAUAUCGAAAAAACAAUGCAGAAGAGACAAAGGAGUAAAAAAACUAUUUGGUGGCUGUCCGAGGAAAUAUAUAGAAAUAUUACAAAUUUGCGACAAGACCAAGUUUUUUGAAAUGCCGGACUAUAACAGAAUCUAUACACUGAUGCGGAACGCCAUUCAUGAUACCAGAAGCCAAGAAUAUCCCUAUGACUGGGAGAAAGGAAACCUGAGCUCAGCAAAUGACGAGCAACGCGCAGGUGUUGUGAGUCAGUACAGAAGUAGCUUGCCAGGUCGUUCUGCUGGAGGUUCAACACGGGAAAAAGCAAAGCACGAAAGGCGUUCCAGUGCUGAACCAAAAGCUAAAUGA
Molecule: messenger RNA, 1044 nt
Organism: Thelazia callipaeda (thelaziosis nematode)
Lineage: Eukaryota; Metazoa; Nematoda; Chromadorea; Rhabditida; Thelaziidae
Source: the annotation of a GenBank genome assembly